GUGUCCAUUUGUCUACAUCCGUGCUCAAAUGAGUCACAUCUAUGUUUCUCUUUCUCCCUUCGCCUUUCAGUUCUGACAUUUAGCACAACGGAACUGUAGCCCGACCAGUCGGCCACGUUCUCCCUUUUUUUCUGUAGUUUUUAUAAAAGAUAAGGUACUUGUCUUUGCCUAUCCUCCUCACCCGAGCUGAAAUGGACAGGGGCUCAAGCUCUAGGGCCGGUAGCUCAGGGGACGCUUUCAAGGGUCUCCAGUUUGGGAAAAAGAUCAGUUUUGACGAUGUGAGUGGGGCUGAGAGUUCCUCGAAGUCUGGGACCGCUCCGGCGUCGCCGGAUAUGAGGCAGCUGGUGGCGGGGAGGAAGGCAAAAGGGGCGGCGCAGGGAUGUGGGCAACCGCUCCCUCCGCCGAGAUGCCAGGUGGAAGGGUGCAAUUUGGAUCUGAAAGGGGCAAAAUCUUAUUACUGCCGACAUAAGGUUUGUGGGAUGCAUUCGAAGUCUCCUAAGGUGAUUGUUGCUGGACUUGAACAGAGGUUUUGCCAACAAUGCAGCAGGUUCCACCUGCUUAAAGAAUUUGACCAAGGGAAAAGAAGUUGCCGUAGACGUCUUGCAGGACAUAAUGAACGUCGUAGGAAGCCACCUCCAGGUCUUUUACCAUCACACUAUGAUGACAGUGGCAGGCGUGGUAGAGGUUUCCUCAUGGACUUCAUGCAUCCAAGGCCUCCAGAUACUGCAAAAAACAUGUUGUGGCCAACCAUGAGAAGCAGCGACCGGGUAGUCACUAAUCAGUUGCAGGGAAAAAGCAUUCAAUCUUCAGGAGGGGUUAUUAGUGAUGAACUCCCCACACUAUUCUCCGUUCCAGAACUUGCUCCCGGUGAUUGCAUUGCAGCUAUACUUGCAGGUGUAUCAGAUAGCACCUGUGCUCUCUCUCUUCUGUCAACUCAGCCAUGGGAUGUGGUCCCGGCUUCUGCUGCCACACCAAGCUCCGAACUUGAGAUGGCUCAAGGAAGCAGCUAUGUGAAUAGUUCCUGGGCGUUCAAAGAUCAUGCAGCAGGUAGUGGCAGCUCUCAUGAAAUGGGAUUCAGGCAAAUCCAGGAUGCUGGGAAUUGCCACUUCUCAGGUGAGCUUGAGCUGGCUCCUCAGGGCAGCAGGCAUUGCCCUGAUGAUGUCAGCCCUAGCGAACUUUAUGACCACCUUCAUGAUUUACACUGGCCUCUUUAAUUAGACCAUAUGCUUUAAUGGUUUUCUGAGUUUCUAAACACUUUUGACCUGUUUAUUCAUAAGAUUUUUAUUGUUUUUUUUAGCACGGAACUUCUCAUCUGGUAGCAUAUCUGAGAACUAAACCCCCUUUUCAAGUAUUUGUAACUGGAGUUUCAUGUCUGUUGUAAACGUUUGCAGACUUGCAGAAAGAUGGCAUGAUUUGGUUUAAUAGUAAUUUUGCUGAAGUUUGCAUACUGGUAAAGCUGGUGUGUAUCGUAAAAGAUUUGAGUAGUAUUCGUGUAAGUAGUGUUUAGCUGUUAGAUAUGUAAUUGCCUAUGUAU
Phalaenopsis equestris is the source of this 1534-nucleotide messenger RNA. RefSeq names its product squamosa promoter-binding-like protein 14. The coding region runs from base 192 to 1214 and encodes 340 amino acids. The transcript has 4 exons. The record is from RefSeq and is a predicted model, not a curated record. Gene Ontology annotation, molecular function: DNA binding. Lineage: Eukaryota; Viridiplantae; Streptophyta; Magnoliopsida; Asparagales; Orchidaceae. Gene Ontology annotation, cellular component: nucleus.